UGUUUCUAACUACCAUACACGAUAUUUGAAAUUGGUCGAGACUUUCUCUAAACAAAUGGUCAAGAUUCUCGAUUAAAAGAAGAUUUGAAUGAAAUCAUAUUGAACAAAUGGAGAUUGGGUCAUCUUGGAUUGGGCGGUGCUCCAAGGAGCAUCAUAAGAUGUAUCAAAUUUGGUUCUCUUGUGCUGAUUCUGAUGGUGAUGGGCGUAUCACGGGCAACGAUGCUCAGAAAUUCCUCUCCAUGUCUAAUUUGAGUCGUCAAGAUCUCAAGCAGGUUUGGUCCAUUGCUGAUUCGAAGAGGCAAGGUUAUCUUGGAUAUGAUGAAUUCGUUGUAGCAAUGCAGCUCAUGUCUUUGGUACAAGCUGGCCAUAAUAUAACCAAUGAUAUUGUGAAUGAUACUCAAGCAGUUGAUUAUGAGAACCUGCAACCACCCACCAUGGAAGGUCUUCAAUCAAUUCUUGUAACGAAACGGAGUCCAAGCGCGCGCUACCCUUCGCCUGAGCGGAUCAGUGGCAAUCAACUGCAGCAUUCAUCUUCUGGAAGUUGGUUUUCUAAAACCGGAAAGAUGUCGUCGAGGCCGGUGACUUCAAUCGUGGAUGGACUGAAGAAUCUGUACAUCAAGAAGCUAAAGCCCCUGGAAGUGACCUACAAGUUCAAUGACUUUGUUUGUCCUUUACUGACAAGUAGCGAUUUCGAGGCGAAGCCAAUGGUGAUGCUACUUGGCCAAUACUCCACAGGGAAGACCACAUUCAUCAAGCAUCUCAUGGGAUGUACUUAUCCUGGAGCUCAUAUCGGUCCAGAGCCCACGACAGACAGAUUCGUAGUGGUUAUGAACGGAGCUGACGACAGAAGCAUUCCAGGCAACACCAUUGCUGUUCAAGCAGACAUGCCUUUCAGCGGCCUCCAAUCCUUCGGAACAGCUUUUUUAUCCAAGUUUGAGUGCUCACAGCUCCCUAAUCCUUUGUUGGAGCACAUCACCUUUGUGGACACCCCGGGAGUCCUCUCUGGGGAGAAGCAACGCACGCAGAGAAGCUACGACUUCACAGGCGCCAUUUCCUGGUUCGCCAUCAAGUGUGAUCUCAUCCUGCUCCUCUUCGACCCUCACAAGCUUGAUAUCAGUGAUGAAUUCAAGCGCGUCAUUGAAUCCCUCCGUGGCCAUGAUGAUAAGAUACGCGUCGUCCUCAACAAGGCCGACCAAAUUGAUACACAACAACUUAUGCGGGUAUACGGUGCCUUGAUGUGGUCUCUAGGCAAAGUCUUGAAUACUCCUGAAGUUAUGCGUGUUUAUAUUGGUUCCUUCAACGACAAGCCUAUAAACAAUGCUGCAGCCGGUCCCCUCGGGGAAGAGCUCUUCCAGAAAGAACAAGACAACCUUCUCAAUGACUUGAAGGACAUACCUAAGAAGGCUUGUGAUCGUCGAAUAAAUGAGUUUGUGAAACGUGCUCGUGCUGCUAAGAUACAUGCCUUGAUCAUUAGUCAUCUGAGGAAUGAGAUGCCGGCAAUGAUAGGCAAAGCUAAGGCUCAGCAAAGCCUCAUCGAUAAUCUGGCCAAUGAAUUUGCAAAGGUUCAGAGAGAGCAUCAUCUACCGCUGGGGGAUUUCCCGAACGUGGAUCAAUUUAGAGAGAGAUUGAGCGGAUACAGCAUAGACAAGUUUGAGAAGUUAAAACCAAAAAUGAUUCAGUGUGUUGAUGAAAUGCUUGCUUAUGAUAUCCCACAGCUUCUUAAGGAUUUCCGAAAUCCUUAUGAUUACACUAACUAAUUUUUAUACAGUCUAUUAUGUGUAUAAAACGACAUC
Messenger RNA from Salvia splendens (bonfire salvia), 1793 nucleotides. Its product is annotated as EH domain-containing protein 1-like. Gene Ontology annotation, cellular component: cytoplasm; plasma membrane. Gene Ontology annotation, biological process: endocytosis; endosomal transport. Gene Ontology annotation, molecular function: calcium ion binding; protein binding; GTP binding. The record is from RefSeq and is a predicted model, not a curated record. The transcript has 16 exons. Bases 108 to 1757 code for a protein of 549 amino acids. Lineage: Eukaryota; Viridiplantae; Streptophyta; Magnoliopsida; Lamiales; Lamiaceae.